Messenger RNA from Paramecium primaurelia, 363 nucleotides. NCBI's taxonomy places the organism in Eukaryota, Ciliophora, Oligohymenophorea, Peniculida, Parameciidae. The record is from the annotation of a GenBank genome assembly.
GUUAUGGGAUUAGGAGUGGAAGAUGGACUGAAUUAAGCGAUGACUUUAACUGGAAUAAGUAAAUAACUUAUGAUGGUGAAUAUAGAAAUGGCAAAAAAGUUGGUAUAUGGAAAAUUAAGUAUGAAGGAAACUAGAUGUAAAUUUAUUUUAAUCCAAUUAUUAUUUUCUAGUGGUGGUGGAACAUAUGAUGAAAGAAAUGGUGGGAUUAAAAUCUAAAAUUGGAAGGAGUUGAGCAAAGAAUUUAAAUAUAAUUCCAAAAAGAUUAUAAAUGGUGAAUACAAAAAUGGCAAAAAGGUAGGUUUAUGGAUGGAAAUAGAUUUAACAAACAAUUAGAUAUGCAAUGAAUUGAAAUAUGAUUAAUGA